Cucurbita maxima (winter squash) is the source of this 546-nucleotide messenger RNA. RefSeq names its product autophagy-related protein 8i-like. The coding region runs from base 22 to 378 and encodes 118 amino acids. Gene Ontology annotation, biological process: cellular response to nitrogen starvation. Lineage: Eukaryota; Viridiplantae; Streptophyta; Magnoliopsida; Cucurbitales; Cucurbitaceae. The record is from RefSeq and is a predicted model, not a curated record. The transcript has 5 exons.
CAUUGCAAAGAGAGAGCUCUGAUGGGAAAAGCCAAAUCCUUCAAGAACGAGUUCUCCUAUGAACAACGAUUGGAGGAGUCGUUCGAAAUCUUGAUCAAGUAUCCGGAUCGAGUUCCCGUAAUUGUCGAGCGAUAUGAGAAAUGUGAAUUUCCUGAGAUGGAAAAGAAGAAGUACCUCAUUCCUCGAGACAUGUCUGUUGGCCAAUUCAUCCAUGUCCUGAGCACCAGGCUUCGUCUAGCACCUGGAAAAGCUCUCUUUGUAUUUGUAAAGAAUACUUUGCCUCAAACAGCUAGCUUAAUGAGUACCGUGUACGAAUCAUACAAGGACGACGAUGGCUUUCUGUAUAUGUGUUACAGCAGUGAAAAGACCUUUGGCUAAGGUAAUAAUCUGAUUGAGAUUUGUUAAUGCUGAAGUUGUUGUUUACUUUCUGCUGCUCCUCCUGUUGUGAGUAUUAUAUUCCAUGAACAAAGUUGUUCUUACCAUGUAGACAUUAUACAGUAUAAUGUGUAAAUCAUUUAAUAUUGUAACGGCCUAAGCUCACCGCUA